Messenger RNA from Durusdinium trenchii, 840 nucleotides. The record is from the annotation of a GenBank genome assembly. Lineage: Eukaryota; Dinophyceae; Suessiales; Symbiodiniaceae.
AGCUUUUAGCUGAAGCACUGCCUGAAGGUAGGUUCUGCGUACUUGCUUAGCAUGGCGAAGCUGUUGUGUUUGGCAGCGGUGGUCAUCACAAGCAGAGCUGAUGGCCAGUUCGAACAGCCGGCACUGUUGCCCUUGCACCCAGCCAAUCUCAGCAACCUGACACAGCCCAGAUCGGAUGUGCCCAGCGCUGUCCGGGGACUCCGAGGAUCGCAAGUGACGAAGAGCACGGAGAGCAGACCGCGAUCCUUUGGACGGGCCCGUGGGCGCUGGCCUGGCGCCCAAGGCUGGAAUGGUGGCAAUGACUGGGGUUGGGGGCAUGGCGUCGUGGGUGAGACUUGCUGCAUGUGCUCUCGCCGCGGCAACUGGGGUGAGACCAUCCUUUUUGCCGGAGGUGACUAUGACCACUACUAUGGCUCUCGGUCUGCACACCAGCAAUGUGACCAGGUCUGCGAGCUGCAGUGUGCUUUGCAGUAUGGCCACAAGUUCGGGUGUUACGAGGAGGAUGACUUGAGGCGAUUCAGCCAGAGGUACAGUGGCCAGGCAAACUUUGUGAUUCAACACAAGAAGUGGUAUGGGAACAUUUGCUGAGCAUUGAUGCAGCAUUGAUGCAGCAAGGCCAAUUUUGGGUAGAUUUUUUAUGAUUUUGUUGCGUCCAACUUGUCCGCCCAACCGUUGAGGGCUUGAACAGUUUGCCCCAAAGUGUUGGCGCAGCUGACAAGUUCUUUUGUUCGAAGCUGUGGGCGUCAGGCUUCCCACAUGAGAUGGCGGCAGCUGCUGUAAAGUUUGUAAAGUUGUACUGUAAACAUCGCGGUCUGCCCACAAAUUCAGGUGCGGCGCCUG